UCCUCGUAGUUAGAAAAGACGAGAGGGCGAAUCACUGGAGCAAACCAAAAUGCCCAUUCUCAGACACGGCCAUUAAUUAAUCAAAUCAUCAUUAUCCAAAAUCCAGCACAGCUUUCUUCCCUCCCUCUAAAACGGCCACUCCUCUUUAUGCGAGCGCCAAUUCCCUUUCACCGUUCAAUCGCUAAUUGCUGUUCCCUCCCUCCGUCUGCUGUUCAUCUAACCCCUCACUCUCUCUUUCUCUCUACAAGAUAUGUCAAUUAUAGGGAAGAGAGGGAUUCAUUACUUGCAAAAACUAAAAACUGCAAAUAUCCCUCCCGAAUUGCUAGAAAAAGGCCAAAAUCGCGUUAUCGAUGCUUCUCUCACGCUUAUUCGCGAGCGUGCUAAGCUUAAGGGAGAGCUUUUGCGCGCAUUAGGAGGUGUUAAAGCAUCCACAACGCUUCUUGGAGUUCCUUUGGGACACAAUUCAUCGUUUCUUCAAGGACCGGCGUUUGCUCCUCCGCGUAUCAGGGAAGCGAUUUGGUGUGGCAGCACGAAUUCGAGCACGGAAGAAGGUAAAGAAUUAAAUGAUCCACGAGUGCUAACUGAUGUUGGUGAUGUUCCGGUUCAAGAAAUUCGAGAUUGUGGUGUGGAUGAUGAUAGACUGAUGAAUGUUAUUAGUGAAUCAGUCAAGCUCGUGAUGGAAGAGGAUCCAUUGCGUCCGUUAGUCUUAGGUGGUGACCACUCAAUAUCUUUUCCUGUGGUUAGAGCUGUCUCUGAGAAGCUUGGGGGUCCUGUAGAUAUUCUUCAUCUAGAUGCCCAUCCUGACAUCUAUCAUUGCUUUGAAGGAAAUAAGUAUUCUCAUGCAUCUUCGUUUGCCCGAAUUAUGGAGGGUGGUUAUGCUCGGCGGCUUUUGCAAGUGGGUAUCAGAUCAAUAACAAAAGAAGGGCGUGAGCAAGGUAAACGUUUUGGAGUAGAGCAAUAUGAAAUGCGAACCUUCUCAAGGGAUCGGCAGCAAUUGGAAAAUCUGAAACUAGGGGAAGGUGUAAAAGGUGUGUAUAUCUCGAUAGAUGUGGACUGCCUUGAUCCUGCCUUUGCUCCUGGCGUAUCACAUAUUGAGCCAGGUGGUCUUUCUUUCCGUAAUGUUCUCGACAUUCUUCACAACCUUCAAGCUGAAGUUGUUGCGGCAGAUGUGGUUGAAUUCAAUCCACAACGUGACACUGUUGAUGGAAUGACUGCAAUGGUUGCUGCUAAGCUGGUGAGGGAACUGACUGCAAAAAUCUCAAAAUGAUGUUACAGUUCCCUAUCAAGACAUUCUAAUGUUACUAAGUCCUUGGUGGUCAACCGUAAAGUUUGAGCAAAUGGCCUUCUAACAUAAAAAUUUGCUUGAGCGGAAGGCUGCAAUUACCAUGGAUACUAUUCCAAUUGCAAACCCAGUCCCUAUUCUUUGUAGUUCACUGGGAGUUUAAGGCUGUCAUUUUGUAUUUUAAUGAACAGAGGAAGAAUUUGCUUGUCA
Populus nigra (black poplar) is the source of this 1492-nucleotide messenger RNA. Its product is annotated as arginase 1, mitochondrial. The record is from RefSeq and is a predicted model, not a curated record. The transcript has 7 exons. Gene Ontology annotation, molecular function: metal ion binding; agmatinase activity. NCBI's taxonomy places the organism in Eukaryota, Viridiplantae, Streptophyta, Magnoliopsida, Malpighiales, Salicaceae. Bases 251 to 1267 code for a protein of 338 amino acids.